UGGGGGCCAGCGACUCCUCCUGUGGCUCUGGUUGAACCUAUCACUUUUCCCUGCCCUGUGGACUUUUCGGUCAGACAUCCAGGGCCAGGAGCAGAGGCCUGCGGCUCCGAGAGAGGGGGUACACCGUCCAGGGGCACAGGAUUACACACCGACCAGGAACCAGGGAUUUUUUUAAAACCAGAGUAUCUCUGAGCGCGGCCUUGUGGUGUCUUGUUUGUGGAAUACUCGGGUGCGAAGGCGACACAUUCGCCCAGGGACAGGACUAGAGAGUCGUCGCCCUCACUCGGCUCCAAGAUGGCGUCAAACGGCGAGGUGGCCAAGCCGGUGAUCAUGAACGAGGAGGAGCUGAAGAGGAAACAGCGGGAGAAGCUGAAGAAGCUGCAGGCCACGGGGGGCAACCCUCGGCCCGCCAGGACCCUCUUCCUCUUCGGCUUGAAGAACCCUUUCCGCAAGGCCUGCACCAAGAUCGUGGAGUGGAAAACCUUUGAAUAUAUCAUCCUGGUUACCAUCUUCGCUAACUGUAUUGCGCUGGCUGUGUUCCUGCCCAUGCCUGAGGAGGACAGCAAUUUUACCAACGAAAGUCUUGAGAGCCUGGAGAUCAUUUUCAUGGUGAUCUUUACGUUAGAAUGUUUCCUAAAGAUAGUGGCGUAUGGGUUGAUACUACACGAAGGAGCCUAUUUACGAAAUUGUUGGAACAUACUGGACUUCGUAAUAGUCUUCAUGGGCCUCUUCACCUUUGCCAUCGACACCAUCAACUUGGUGAUGGGCGUGCGCCCGGAGAAGGGCGGGGGCUUUGACAUGAAGGCGCUGAGGGCCUUCCGAGUGCUCAGACCACUGCGUCUGGUCUCCGGGGUCCCCAGCCUUCAGGUCGUAAUGAACUCCAUCCUCAAAGCCAUGCUGCCCCUGCUGCACAUCGCGCUGCUCGUCUUUCUGCUGGUCACCAUCUACGCCAUCGUGGGGCUGGAGCUCUUCAAGUGCAAGAUGCACAAGACCUGCUACUACACGGGCACAAAUAUCUUCGCUACGGCGGAGGGCGAGCCGCCCGCGCCCUGCGCUCAGGCCGGUAACGGCCGCCGCUGCACGAUCAACGGGUCGGAGUGCCGGCCGGACUGGGUGGGGCCCAACAACGGCAUCACCCACUUUGACAACAUCGGCUUCGCCAUGCUCACCGUCUACCAGUCGAUCACUAUGGAGGGCUGGACCCAAGUCCUCUACUGGGUGAACGACGCCAUAGGGAACGAAUGGCCCUGGUUGUACUUCAUCCCCCUAAUCCUGGUGGGCUCCUUCUUUGUGCUCAACCUCGUCCUGGGCGUGCUCAGUGGGGAGUUUACUAAGGAGCGAGAGAAGGCCAAGUCUCGUGGAGAGUUCCAGGAGGCAAGAGAGCGCGCGCAGCUGGACGAGGAUCUCCAUGGUUACAUGGAGUGGAUCACUCAGGCAGAGGUUUUGGAUAUGGACAGAGAGGGACAAGGCCUGCUGCCUUUGACCGGGGACUCUGACGCAGACAGCCUCUACGACAUGGAAGGCAAGAGUAAAAUCGUUUACUACUACCGGCUAGCUCGGAGGUGGAAUCGUUUCAUGAGGAUGAAGUGUCUGAUUUACAUAAAGACCAGGGAAUUCUACUGGGCGGUGAUGAUCAUGGUGUCUGUGAACACCCUGGCCAUCGCCACGGAGCACCACCACCAGCCUUACUCUCUGACCAUCUUACAAGACAUUAUUAGCAGGCUGCUGCUGUUGAUGUUUGCGCUGGAGAUGAUGGUCAAGAUGUACGCUCUGGGCCCCAGGAUGUACUUCAUGUCGGUGUUCAACCGCUUUGACUUCUUCGUGGUGGUGUGUGGCAUCGUGGAGAUCAUCCUGCUGUGGGUGCAGUGCAUCACGCCGCUGGGCCUGUCGGUCCUCAGGUGCAUCCGGCUGCUGAGGUUCCUCAAGGUCACCAAGUACUGGAAGUCUCUCAGAAACCUGGUGGCCUCCCUCCUGAACUCUGUGCGCUCCAUUGCCUGCCUGCUCCUCCUGCUCUUCCUCUUCAUCGUCAUCUUCUCCCUGCUGGGCAUGCAGGUGUUCGGAGGGAAGUUCAACUUCCCAGACAACACGCCCAGGCGCAGCAACUUUGACAACUUCCCUCAGGCCCUUAUCAGUGUGUUCCAGGUGCUAACAGGAGAAGACUGGGACAGCAUAAUGAACAACGGCAUCAUGUCCUAUGGAGGCCCUGCUUUCCCAGGCAUCCUGGUCAGCAUCUACUUCGUCAUUCUCUACGUCUGUGGAAACUACAUCCUCCUGAACGUUUUCCUGGCCAUCGCCGUGGACAACCUGGCUGAGGCCGAGAGUCUGACCUCGGCUCAGAAGGACAAAGCGGACGAGAAGAUCCGGAAGAAGCUCCAAAGGUCCAAGAAGCCAGACAAGGCUGAAGAGGAACGGGAAAGGAUGGCUAAGAAGCUGGCAGAGCAAAGAGCCAAGAUUGAGGGCAUGCCAACCACGGCCAAGCUAAAAAUCGAUGAGUUUGAGUCCCAUGUCAAUGAAGUGAAAGAUCCGUUUCCACCUGCAGAUUUCCCAGGCGACGAUGAGGAGGAGGAGCCUGCGAUUCCCAUCAGCCCAAGGCCUCGACCAAUGGCGGACCUGCAACUUAAGGAGGAGGCGGUACCAUUACCCCAAGCCAGCUCCUUCUAUAUCUUUGGACCUCAAAACAAGAUCCGCAAGCUGUGCUACAAGAUCAUCAAUGCGUCUGCGUUCACCAACCUGAUCCUCCUCUUCAUCCUCCUGUCCUCCAUCUCGCUGGCGGCUGAGGACCCCAUCGAUCCCAAGUCCUACAGGAACAAGAUCCUGGCGUAUGCAGACAUCGUCUUCACCUCUGUGUUCACCAUUGAGAUUGUGCUCAAGAUGACGGUGUACGGUGCGUUCAUGCACGAGGGCUCUUUCUGCCGCAACUCCUUCAACAUCCUUGAUCUGAUCGUGGUGACGGUGUCCCUGCUCUCCAUGGGGAUGGAGUCCAGCGCCAUCUCGGUGGUGAAGAUCCUCAGGGUGUUGAGGGUGCUCAGGCCUCUAAGGGCCAUCAACAGGGCAAAGGGCCUGAAGCAUGUGGUCCAGUGCGUGUUUGUGGCCAUCAGUACCAUCGGCAACAUCGUCUUGGUUACCAUGCUGCUUAAUUUCAUGUUUUCCUGCAUUGGAGUCCAACUUUUCAAGGGGAAGUUCUACAGUUGCACAGACCCCACCAAAAUGACAGAGGAAGAAUGCAAAGGUCAAUUCAUAAAGCAUAUGGAGAACUCCCUGCAAGACACCGUGCUGGCCGACAGAGAGUGGCAGAACAGCGACUUUAACUUUGACAACGUGCUCAACGGCAUGCUGGCUCUCUUCACUGUUUCCACCUUUGAGGGCUGGCCACAGCUGUUGUACAGAGCCAUCGACGCAGACAAAGAGGACUUUGGACCCGUCUUCAAUAACCGUGUGGACAUCUCCAUCUUCUUCAUUGUCUACAUCAUCCUCAUCGCCUUCUUCAUGAUGAACAUCUUCGUCGGAUUCGUCAUUGUCACUUUCCAGGAACAGGGCGAACAGGAGUACAAGGACUGUGAGCUGGACAAGAACCAGCGUCAGUGCGUCCAGUAUGCGCUGAAGGCCCGCCCCCUACGCUGCUACAUCCCAAAGAACCCCUACCAGUACCGGGUGUGGUACAUUGUCACUUCCUGCUACUUUGAGUACCUGAUGUUCUUCCUCAUCAUGCUCAACACCCUGUGUCUUGGGAUGCAGCACUGCAACCAAUCGGAUCACAUCACCAAGCUGUCCUCCACCCUUAACCUCAUCUUCACCGUGCUCUUCACCGUGGAGAUGAUCCUCAAACUCCUGGCCUUCAAAGCCAAGGGAUACUUUGGAGACCCCUGGAACGUGUUUGACUUCCUCAUCGUCGUAGGCAGCGUUGUGGACGUGAUCCUCAGUGAGGUGGAUGCUGCCCUGGCCUCCAGUGGAGGGCUGUACUGUCUCCACGGCUGUGCUGAGACAAAUCCAAUGCAGGCUAUAGCGGACUCUGAGAACGCAAGGGUGUCCAUCACGUUCUUCCGACUGUUCCGUGUCAUGCGUCUGGUCAAACUGUUGAACCGCUCGGAGGGCAUCCGUAACCUACUGUGGACCUUCAUCAAGUCCUUCCAGGCGUUUCCACAUGUAGCCCUGCUCAUCAUCAUGCUGUUCUUCAUCUACGCUGUCAUCGGGAUGCAGAUCUUUGGAAAGAUAGCUUUAGAGGACGGCACGCAAAUCGACCGCAACAACAACUUCCAGGCCUUCCCCCAGGCCGUCCUCAUGCUGUUCCGGUGUGCUACGGGCGAGGCGUGGCAGGAGAUCAUGCUGGCCUGCAUGUAUGGGAAGAGGUGCGACCCCAAGUCGGACUUCCUGCCCGGGGACGAGUUCACCUGCGGGGCCAACUUCGCUGUCAUAUACUUCCUCACCUUCUACUGUCUGUGUGCUUUCCUGAUUCUUAACUUGUUUGUCGCCGUCAUCAUGGACAACUUUGACUACCUGACACGUGAUUGGUCGCUCCUGGGUCCGCAUCAUCUGGACGAGUUUAAGAAGAUCUGGGCUGAAUAUGACCCUGAAGCCACGGGGCGAAUCAAACAUCUGGACGUGGUUACGCUGCUGAGACGCAUACAACCGCCGCUCGGCUUCGGCAAGUUCUGUCCCCAUCGCGCUGCGUGCAAGCGCUUAAUCAGCAUGAACAUGCCCCUGAACAGUGACGGAACGGUCACCUUCAACGCCACCCUGUUCGCUCUGGUCAGAACCGCCCUCAAGAUCAAAACAGAAGGCAACUUCGAGCAGGCCAACGAGGAGCUGAGGGCCAUCAUCAAGUCCAUCUGGAAACGCACCAGCAUGAAACUCCUGGACCAGGUCAUUCCACCAAUAGGAGACGACGAGGUUACGGUGGGAAAGUUCUACUCCACCUUCUUGAUCCAGGAAUACUUCCGGAAGUUCAUGCAGCGACAGGAGGAGUACUACGGCUACCGGCCCAGUAAGAAGUCUGCUUCGGGGCCAGAGAUCCAGGCCGGUCUGAGGUGCAUCGACGAGGAGGCAGCGACGGAGCUGCACCGGGCCAUCUCAGGUGACCUCCAGAACGAGGAGGAGAUGGACGUCGCCAUGGCGUUGGCUGGAGAAGAGGGCAUCUAUAGGCGAACCCACGGCCUGUUCGGGACCCAGAUGGACUCCUUCUCGUCGGAGCAGGCCGCCCCCCCGGCCGUCGCCCAGCAGACCAGCCAGCGGCCCCUCCAGUUCUCUGAGAGCCAGCCGGAGUCUCCCCCGGACUCCUCGGGCUUCCAGCCUGCCCCCACGUUCUUCUUCAGCGACAACAGCAAUAACAAUGCUAUGGCUGGGUUUCCCUCUGGAGGCAGUCAGCAGGACUUGUAUGACGAUGAAGAGCUUGACUGUGCAGAGAACCUGCCCGCGACAGACCAGUUCAUACAGGAGGCCCUCAUGGGGAGUGGUCUGGACUCGCUGGCCGCAGACCCGGACAUCGUCUCGGUGACCAGGAGGGAGAUGGCGGAGGCCAUGCAGGCGACCUCGUGCGACAUAGAGGGCGUGGCCCGGCUCCUCCUCACCAAACGCUCCACCCAGAACAGGAAGCGACGCCCCGUCCCCGCCCCCCACCCCGCCCCCCACUUCCUGGUGCAGUCAGUGUCCCCUGAGGCGGAGCACGAAGCCAGCCAACCAGAGGCCCCGGCCAGGAGGAAGAAACACCCCGUGCAGCCCCGCCGGGAUGAGGCGGACUCCCAAGUUUAACAUGGAUUUGACUUGAAUUCACAAGGUUUUGACCGGGACAUUUACACUCGCCAAGGCCAGUGCAGGUGGCUCCAUCUCACGCUACCGUAUCUCACUAAGAUUGUUGUCUGUGUGACACCUGACACCCACUUUGCAAUCUGAAGAACUAAAAUGGCCGGCUGGCUCAAGUUAAGAUGUGGCCAGCAGUGUUUGAAGCUAAAACAGAACAGCAGGAUUAAUCCAAUGAUCUGAAUAUACUUUGCAUCUCUUUGGAGAUUCAGAUUUAUUGCAACUAAAUAAACAUCAAACUUACCUCAGAACACAAAGGGUCCCAUGAACCUCUUUUUGUUUGUAUGGUGGUGGGUAUCCACUCUGUAAUUCGUGUCAUUUGAAGCGCGAUUAGCGUCUUGCUACAGCGAGGGUGUCCUCCGGAGCGUGGGUGACCUGAAUAACUCGAGGUCACCACUAGAGGUCAGCAGACUGCUAUAGUUCAGGAAGGAACGUCAGUAACAUUAUCCCAGAUGGACUCUGAAAGGUUAGUCUUUCUGAAGUUAAACUUCAGCAACUAAAGAGCAAUAGAAAUGUGUAUUCAGAAAUGGCCUGAUAAUACACGUUAAUGAAGUUCACCAAUUCAGACUUGGAAACUCUCUUUUUGAGGUGAAUUAUUUCUCGCUUAACACUGAUUCAGUCAGUGCUAGCGUGUUUUACCAUAUUUUUGUUACUUCAUGGUAGGCCUAUGUCGCAAUGGUCCUUAAGCAAUUUUAAAAGUUCUCAAUCUAACAGUUUAUUUCAGGUGCAUUGCGUUAUGUUGAGCAUAUUGGAGUUACUUUCCAUGUCUGUUCUAAUAACCUAAUAACUUGUUAGAUUCAAUAAUUUCUGAACCACACAAAAAGGCCUAAGCCUUCAGCAUACCUGGAGUAUGCUGAAUUUAUCAUGGACGGCCACUUCAAACUCAAUGUUUUUAUGUAGAACCGCAUGAUAAUAUUUUUUGGAAAUAUUGCACUUUAAUGUCCUUUGUCAAUUCUUUUUGAUUGUGCUUUAACGAGUCUAUUCACAGGUCUUAACAAAGAUUUUUUUUUAAUGUUAUUUAUCCUCUUCUACGCCUGUGCUUUUGACAUCUGUACCAUUUUUGGGGCCCUCGAAAAUAUGUUAGCACAAUCCAGAGUUUAAAUCUACAGCUUCACUUAAGUCUGUUCCAUUUUAUGUUGAAUACAUGUUUUUACCACUGGCGGAAUAAAUAAAAGAACCAAAACAGA
Messenger RNA from Gadus morhua (Atlantic cod), 6980 nucleotides. RefSeq names its product dihydropyridine-sensitive L-type skeletal muscle calcium channel subunit alpha-1. Gene Ontology annotation, biological process: calcium ion import across plasma membrane. Gene Ontology annotation, cellular component: voltage-gated calcium channel complex; membrane. Bases 295 to 5745 code for a protein of 1816 amino acids. Gene Ontology annotation, molecular function: calcium ion binding; high voltage-gated calcium channel activity. The record is from RefSeq and is a predicted model, not a curated record. Lineage: Eukaryota; Metazoa; Chordata; Actinopteri; Gadiformes; Gadidae. The transcript is spliced from 44 exons.